This is a messenger RNA of Penicillium subrubescens, 2952 nucleotides long. Its product is annotated as putative UDP-glucose,sterol transferase. The transcript has 7 exons. NCBI's taxonomy places the organism in Eukaryota, Fungi, Ascomycota, Eurotiomycetes, Eurotiales, Aspergillaceae. Bases 1 to 2904 code for a protein of 967 amino acids. The record is from RefSeq and is a predicted model, not a curated record. Gene Ontology annotation, biological process: carbohydrate metabolic process. Gene Ontology annotation, molecular function: hexosyltransferase activity; UDP-glycosyltransferase activity.
AUGGCCCCAGUAGCGCCCGCUACUGGAGGGGCAGCCUCCGAACGAUAUGACGGAAUCCGAUCGGAGGACUGGCAAACGGAGGUCAAUGAUCCCUAUUCUCAUGAUAGUGGUGAUCGAAUGCAGUUCAGUGGCGACGGAUUAGACACCGGUGUUCGAGUGUUAGGCGAUGGGCGCUUGGAUAUCCGAAUCAAUGAACACAAGCCCAGUAUCGCAGGGCUGCUUCACCUUCAACGCACCCCUAUACCAUCCGAGCUCGAAGACGCUGAAGAAACAGACGGCGCCGCCAGGGUACAAGCGGAGGAUGGCAAAUAUUUCCCGCUAAACCUCAACAUCGUCAUCCAAGUGAUUGGUUCGCGGGGAGACAUACAGCCAUUCGUCGCUCUAGGAAAAGAACUAAAAGCACAUGGGCAUCGGGUCCGACUCGCCACGCAUCUUGCGUUUCGAGAAUUCAUUCUCGAUGCCGACCUGGAGUUCUUCAAUAUUGGUGGCGAUCCAGCGGAGCUGAUGGCUUUCAUGGUGAAGAAUCCCGGGCUACUUCCGAGUAUGAACACGAUCCGGAGCGGUGCGAUUCAAAAGCGCCGCAGGGAGAUGAAGGAAAUGGUCGAUGGGUGUUGGAGAUCCUGCUUUGAGAUGGGCGAUGGCACACACCUGCAUCAAAUCAAGGAAGACCCAUGGAGCGAUGUGGUGGAUUAUCGUCGGCGUCCGUUCGUUGCGGAUGUGAUCAUUGCUAACCCACCUAGUCUGGCACAUAUCCACUGCGCUCAGAGACUGGGGAUACCUCUUCACAUUAUUUUCACUAUGCCAUGGUCACCCACGCAAUCAUUCCCGCAUCCCCUUGCUGUUCUUCAUCAACAAGAUUCUUGCAAGCCAACGGUCGCAAACUUUGUCUCCUAUGCCAUCGUGGACAUGAUGAUUUGGGAAGGUCUUGGCGACAUUGUCAAUAAAUAUCGCCGCAAUGUCCUCUCCCUGGAUUCGUUGGACGGAAUCACCGCUCCGAGCUUGAUCCACAAGCUACAAAUCCCCUGCUCAUACCUCUGGUCCCCAGCUGUUCUUCCGAAACCACAAGACUGGGGUGACCAUAUCGACGUUUGUGGUUUCAGCUUCCUCCCCUCUAAGCCGGACUAUACUCCCCCCGAUGAAAUCGCACGAUUCCUAGAAGCUGGAUCAACGCCUAUAUACGUUGGCUUUGGUUCAAUUGUAGUCGAUGAUCAGAUAAGACUAACAAAGGUUGUCUUCGAGGCAAUCCAGAAAUCCGGACAGCGUGCCAUUGUUUCGAAGGGCUGGGGCAACCUUGGUGUCGACGAAGUGGAUGUCCCUGAAAACAUUCUUAUUAUUGGAAGUUGCCCCCACGACUGGCUAUUCCGACAGGUAUCAUGUGUGAUCCAUCAUGGUGGAGCUGGUACAACUGCCGCAGGAUUGGCACUUGGAUGUCCAACAAUCAUCGUUCCAUUCUUUGGCGAUCAGCAAUUCUGGGGAGAUAUCGUUGCGAGGGCUGGCGCUGGACCGUCGCCCAUUCCCCACAAACGGUUGACUGCGGAUGGCUUGAGUGAUGCGAUCGAAUUUGCCUUGAGAGAUUCGACACUGCAAAAAGCGCGGGAAAUUGCAAAGAAAAUGGAAAACGAGUCGGGCGUGCGAGAUGGUGUACGCAGCUUUCAUCGCCAGCUUGAUCUUCGGACACUGCGAUGUGCGAUAUGCCCGUCACGGCCUGCGGUGUGGCACUUGAAACACACAAAUCUCGGAUUCAGUGCCUUUGCAGCAGCAGUGUUGGUAGAGACGGGGAAGCUCAAACCGGAGGAUCUCGUCUUGAACCGGCCAAAGGAAUAUGAUACCCAUCGUGAUCCAGUCGGGCCAUUGAGUGCCAGCGCCCAAGUUCUUUUUGGAGCUAUUGCAAACUUUGUGACUGGUAUUGCAGAAGUCCCUACUGAUAUGGUUGGCGAUAUCGUUGCUGCAGGACGUGCCAUAGGCCACUCUCGUGAACACCUAGACAUCCAGCACAAAUGGCGACAUCGGAAAUGUAAAGGUGCAAACUCGAAUUCUCAGAGUGAUGGCUCCAUAGAAACCGAAGAGAGCGCUCACCAAGAUGAGAGGGCUCAAAGUUCUCGACCAAAUAACCUAAGUGACCCCGACGAAUCUCUUCCAGACGAAGAUAGUGAAGAUGAAGAAAUGAUCAACGACAGCAGCGAGUCACGCUCCACGGAUAUAGUCCCAGAUCAAAGUAUGGACAGGAGACGCAGUCUUCAACUUGAGAAAUCCCAAACCAUGAGCUCGCAAUUCGCUCCCUCAAAGCCGCACACUGUCCUCUCCGAGGCAGCCAAUUUGGGCGGCAAGAUGUCGAAGAAAUUUGUCAAUCUUCUCAUUUGGCUACCAACAGACCUCACGCUCAGUCUUUCCAAAGGGUUUCACAAUGCCCCUAAAUUAUACCAUGACCCGAUGGUGAAGUCGACGCCCACAGUGCAUGAUGUUCGCAGCGGAUUAAGGGCCGCUGGAAAGGAAUUUUACGACGGCUUUUACUAUGGCGUGACAGGACUAGUAACCCAGCCUCGAUACGGAUACAAGAAAAAAGGCACCAAGGGAAUGAUCAAGGGAGUAGGGAAAGGACUGGGUGGAGUCUUCUUCAAGCCACCUGCAGGUCUCUGGGGAUUGGCAGGCUACCCCUUGAGCGGCUUACGUCGAAAGCUUCUCGAUUCUCUGGGUAAAUCCAGCGAAGGGCAAAUCAUUCUCUCCCGGAUUGCCCAAGGACAUGAAGAAAUGUGUGCGUCUUCGGCUGAUGAGAGGAGUGAAGUAGUAAGGAAGUGGAUGAUAAUUGAAGAGUCACUGAAGCAGACCAAGAGGACGAGCAGACGGUGUCAUUCGCGGCCUCAGCAUCAUGCACCACAUAUACCUCAACUUGUAACGCCAGCCUAAUGUACAUACCCCUUUCAAUUUUGCCUAAUUUAUUUCGAUAAGACCAGG